AGGCUGACCCCGAGCACGGGAACACCAUGUAUGAGCUCAACGAGAGCAGCUUCGACCCCAUCACCUUCGUCCUGACAGGCAUCCCGGGCAUGGAGGAGUCCCACAUCUGGAUCUCCGUCCCCUUCUGCCUGAUGUACCUCACCGCAGUGCUCAGCAACCUGGUCCUUCUAUUUGUCAUCACCACGGAGAGGAGCCUCCACGAGCCCAUGUACCUCUUCCUCGCCAUGCUGGCUCUCUCUGACCUCAUGCUGUCCACCACCACCGUGCCCAAAAUGCUGGCAAUCUUCUGGUUCAGUGCCAGGGAGAUUUCCUUCGAUGCCUGCAUCACGCAGAUGUUCUUCACCCAUUUCAGCUUCAUCGUGGAAUCCUCUGUGCUGCUGGCCAUGGCCUUUGACCGCUACGUGGCCGUGUGCGACCCGCUGCGCUACGCGUCCAUCCUGACCCCCUCGGUCAUCGGCAAGAUCGCCGUCACCGCCGUGGCCCGCGGCUUCUGCAUCAUGUUCCCACCCAUCUUCCUCCUGAAGCGGCUGCCCUACUGCGGGCACAACGUGAUGCCCCACACCUACUGCGAGCACAUGGGCAUCGCCCGCCUGGCCUGCGCCGACAUCAGGGCCAACGUCUGGUACGGGCUGACCACGGCGCUGCUCUCCUCGGGCCUGGACGUCGUGCUCAUCGCCGUCUCCUACGUGCUGAUCCUCAGGGCAGUGUUUCGCCUCCCAUCCCGGGAGGCUCGCCUCAAAACCCUCAGCACCUGCGGCUCCCACCUCUGCGUGAUCCUCAUGUUCUAUGUGCCCGCCUUCUUCUCCUUUCUCACGCAUCGCUUCGGCCACCAAAUCCCGAGUCACGUCCACAUCCUCCUGGCCAACCUCUACGUGGUGGUGCCGCCCAUGCUCAACCCCAUCGUCUACGGGGUGAGGACCAGGCAGAUCCGGGAGCGCGUCCUGCGCCUCCUGUGCCCCCCAGGGGAGCGUCCCUGCCCCGGCUGGGGGGGCGGCUGCUGAGCAGGGGGAAGUGGGACGGGGUCUGGAAAGCAGCACCAAAGGCUGCAGCACUUCUCGGCCUGGAGGAACCGCUUUGCCCAAGGGGUUCAAGGGAAGCUGAAGGUGGUGUGAAACGUGGGUGUGGGUCAUCGACAUCUUCACUGCUGCUGUCUUCUCCUGGAGCUGCUUCCCCUGAAUUUCCUUCACUGGCGGAGACUGGGCAGGUUCAGCUGAGAAGCAUCAGUGCCUGCUGACUCACUGUCACUGUUACAGCUGGUUAUGUUUGCUGUCCUACAGCUCGAUUUCUGCCUGUUCCUGCACCUUCCUAACAGUGUCCUGACCAUGAACACCUUGUUGGCUGCCAGACUGAAGCGUGGCACACCAAGCAUGGCUGGAUGGGCAUCACACCGCUCACCACGGCACAGAGGGGCUACGCCCUCCUGUCCUCACUGCUGAGGGACCCUGCCACGUCCUACUGCUGGAGGUGUUUCCCUGCUGAAGCGCUCUGAGAACCUGGGAAAGGCUUCAUUGUCCUGUGUAAGAGGGAAAUAUUUCCCUUAAACCAUGACUCCCAAACGGAAUCCAAGCCUUUAGAGUGGUGUUUAAGGGGACAGUGGUCCUACAGCCACCACAUCCCACAGGGCUGCUUUCUGUCUUGGCCAGCCCAGCUGUGCCUCAUCCAGGCAGCAUCCAGAGAGAUUUGGUUGUGGUGAUCAGGGAGCUCUUUCUGGAGGCUCCACAGUCCAGCUCUCGUGGCAAUGCCAGGAGUGGGAUGGUCUGGCCCCCCGUGAGGCCCCACGAAGGGCCUGGUGUGUUCCUGAUGUUACUCAUGGGAUGGAGCAGAUCAGCCAUUUCUGCAGAACGUCCUUUUGCCCUGACUGUGAGGGCAGCCAGCACCUGCCAGUCCCACAGCCUGACUGGGCUGCAAAGCUCUUUCAGACCUGCCCGUGGUGGGGAAGCCACUGCUGCACACCUGGCCCUCAGAGGUGUCUCAUCUGCAGAGGGUGGUGACCCUGGACAUGCUGGGGAACGGCUCUGCCAGGACCUGGACUCGGUGAAAUGUUGUGCCCUGCAUCAGGGCGGGAGCUGUGGGACCAUUCUGGCUGGGGCUGAUGGAACCCGAUGUUCCUGGUGGAGGGCAGGAGCCAUGGACACACCAGGUGUGUUCAGACCUGAACGGCACAGGAGCAGAGAUCAACACAGCAACACAACCAGCAAACUGCUCCAGCCAUGCCAGUAAUGCUGCCACGACUUCAGAAGAAAAGGGGAAGAGACAGAGUCAUGAUUUCAGAUCAAAACCCCCCCCAAAAAGUUUUUCACUUUUGCAGCACGUUUCUUCUUUGUUUUAUUUUCCUCUGAUCUGAUCAAAGGUGGCACCCUGUGACUGGCACAGGGGAAAUGAAAGUCUGUUCAUUAAAGGCUGUUUGUCUACCAGCAGAGAUAACGGAGCUGGGUACAAAAGCUGCUCGUGUCGCUGGCUUUUUUCAAUGUCCUCAGAACGUUCGUGUUUGCGUUGGCUUUCUUAGCAAAAAGGAAAAAAACAAAAGAGUGUUUGCAGAGAGCAGCCAUGUGAUUUUUGAUAGGAGAGGAGCUGUGAGAAGGAAAAUGUGUCAGGAGAGCAUGUUGCUGUGGGCAGCUCUGAGAACAACUGAGCUGCCACCUGGACCUGUCAAUAAUCAGAACUUGGAGC
Molecule: messenger RNA, 2670 nt
Organism: Cyanistes caeruleus (blue tit)
Lineage: Eukaryota; Metazoa; Chordata; Aves; Passeriformes; Paridae
Product: olfactory receptor 52B2-like
Biological process (GO): G protein-coupled receptor signaling pathway
Cellular component (GO): plasma membrane
Molecular function (GO): G protein-coupled receptor activity; olfactory receptor activity
Source: RefSeq, a predicted model, not a curated record